UGUUUUCUCGAUGAUAAUGUCCACUGUACAGUUUUCUUGUCUUUGUCCAGAUGAAAUGUUCCGGAAUGACGUCUAACGUGACGCCAUCAUCAAACAUGGCUGACGAAGAAAACACAAACAUGGAAGUUGAUAAGGAAAAGAAUAAACCUUUUGCUACCACAGUUAAGCCACUCGUUGACGCGGUUACCCAAAGAAAUGGAAACCAGAACAAUGUCAAAGGCAAAACGGACGCCGGUGAAAGCCGCGCCACAACGGAAUACUGCAAGAAACUGCAGGGGUGGAUGUGGCAGUACUACACGGGAUAUGUGAACUGGCAGAGCUGGAUGGCAGCGUCAGCCAUGUCCUCACCUUAUUAUUUACAGUCAGCCAGUGGAACGUCGACGAUACCACUUGAUAUAAAUUCCCAGAACUGGUAUAACAGCCCGUUUGGUCUUCCGUUGUCGCCUUAUCCACCUGCCGUCUCUCAAAGUAUCCGGGUAGGUGAAGCCGCUGGCGGGGCUGCUGUGGCCGCUCAGCAGCAACAGCAGGCCCGGGAGAACGGAAAUCCACAGAGACCAGGUCGGGAGUAUAGCAUUCCUUCACCUCUCCAAAGACUUCUGGCUGAGAUGGUGGAUUUUUUCAUACUGUUUUUCAUCAAAGCAACCAUAAUCAUCAGUAUUAUGCAUCUGAGUGGAAUCAAGGAUGUUUCCAAGUUCGCCAUGCAUUUCAUAGUGGAGGAAAUAGAUGAGGACACAUCAAUGGAAGAGCUUCAGAAAAUGAUGCUUGUUGCACUUGUGUACCGGAUAUUAGUGUGUUUUUACGAGAUUGUGUGCAUUUGGGGAGCAGGAGGAGCCACUCCAGGGAAGUUUCUUGUUGGACUCAGAGUUGUCACGUGUGACUCAUCAAUUCUGGUUCAGCCUAACAGGGUGCUUGUAGUGCCAGCAACCAAUGUCUCUCUGUCAGCAUCCACUGUCCGAGCCUUGAACAAGAACUUUUCAAUUGCCUUCUUUUUUCCAGCCUUCAUAACACUUCUGUUCUUCCAGCACAACAGGACUGUGUAUGAUAUGGUAGCUGGUACAAUUGUUGUCAAGCGCUCCAGGAUCAGAUGACCCAGAAGAGAGUCUUACACUAAUACUAAACAUGCACGGUGCUAGUGUGUUUUGUUUGAUAAAUACCUGCAGAACUCAGACAUUAGCCUUUCAAGGUAUCAUCAGAACAUGCAGGAGCAUUAAGAUGGUUGCAGAGAGUUUGAUACACAUCUGUAUGAACUAUCUCAGUUCCCUACAACUUCGGUUUGGUUUGUCUCGGACACGUACUGUAUUUCUACAUGUAUUGCUACAUGCUGCUUUCAGAAACUGUUCCUGUGCCAAAUUGAUGUCUCCUUUGCAGACAGGAAUAAUGAUGGUAUAUGGUACCGUUUCAUUAACACCACAUUUGGCUCUUUAAAAUACUAAUCUUGCAGAUUAAGGGUGAAUAUCUCUUAUCACUCAGUAUUGAAGUUGCUAAUCAUGUAUUCAUGAGAUUAUACCUUCAGUAUCUCUUUGUAUUCAAAUAUUGUCUUAAGACUGUUGUAUACUCAGAAUUUUCAAUUUUGAGUUGUUGACCUUCAUCACUGCAGGAGUUACGGCCUCACAAUCAGCUCUUUUAGCUGUUGAAACUCUGUGGUUCUUAGGCACAUUUAAUUGUAUCGAAAGGAAAUGUUAACCUUAUCACAAUUGCUUUUCCUUUUUACUCUAAAAGCAUGUGUGUGACUGAAAUUUAAUGUAUGACACAUUUUAUGUGAUUAGCCGUUAUUUGCAUUUAAAAAAGAUUAAAUGAAACCACCACUAUUUCCCUGCAUGUUUGAGAUGUAUGUAUGUCUUUUAGCAGUUUAUCUGUGCUACUAUAUAAUAAUUCCCAAAAUGUUUUGAUACAAAUUAAGUGGCCUCAUGUUUGUUAGCUUAAGUUGCAUUGACUCAAUAACAUGCAAUUAUAUUUUUGCCUCAUGUAAUGGGUGCAUAUAAGUUUAGAGACACUAUUGGGUAAAGAAAUGAGUGGAGAAACACAACAAAUGCAGACCCUUCCGUACAGAGCCAGCAAGGUCACUGAAUAGUUAAAAUAAGUGCUGUGAAUCAAAACCUGUGGUUUUCAUAGUCACCAAAUCUUAACCAAUGGCAUUUGGGAGAUUUUGGACUGACUUUUUAGUUCUUGUAUAAUUCAUGCAAAGUUGCAUUGAAGCUACUCUGGAAGCUUGUGAUGGCGCAAACCACUUAAGGGACUAUGAUGUUUUUUCCUUAACCACCCAUUUGUACGUUUUCCAUUUAGUAUGCCACAGUAUGUGUAAGAUUUUGUCUAAAUUGCAUUUUUCUUCCUAAAAACUUGUGAAUGUAUUCUACUCUAAUUUAUUUAAGAAAAUAUGAAGCAUAGGUGUUUUUCAAGUUUAAUAUUUCACAAUAAAUUAACCUUGUAAUU
This is a messenger RNA of Etheostoma spectabile (orangethroat darter), 2430 nucleotides long. It is a transcript of the gene fam8a1b, whose product is annotated as family with sequence similarity 8 member A1b. The record is from RefSeq and is a predicted model, not a curated record. Lineage: Eukaryota; Metazoa; Chordata; Actinopteri; Perciformes; Percidae. The coding region runs from base 51 to 1088 and encodes 345 amino acids. The transcript is spliced from 5 exons.